CAGCAUCCAGUUCGGGGCGGGAUGUUAACUUCUUCGUGUGUUUAACCGGUCAUUCUCAUCUGUUUUCUGUCGGAAUGAGUCGUUGUGGAUUUUAGUCAGUUAAAGAUUCCAAUAGUGAAAUUCGGUUAAUUUAAAGGUUUUUGUUAAACAAAAUGAUUCCUUUCCGAGCCGUUCGAUACACGAGAAACUUUGCUUUUCAAAAGAUCAAACAUUCUAGUCCGGGUAACAAGUUCGCCCUCAAACUGCUGGCGAUCGUGCUGUUCGUUGUGACGGCUAGCUUUUUGAUCUCACAUCGGUACGACGAUCUUUCAGAGUUGAAAAACAGCCUGUACGAACGCUAUGCAGCGGCAUCCAAUGAGCCAUUUUUCAACGGGGUUCCUCGGAAUUUGGAGGGCAUCAAAAUCGACUGGCACGACUACGGCUUACUGGAGGCCGAAAGGAAUCGAUCGGGUCCAGGAGAGCACGGGAAACCCUUCUCGCUGGACCAAGACGAGGACAUCAAAUUGAACGAAAAACUGUUCACCGAAAAUGGCUACUAUGCAGUUGUGAGCGACAAAAUUGCAAUCGAUCGUUCCGUGACCGAUCUCCGUCCUCCGGAAUGUAAGAAGAAACUGUACCUUCAAGAACUGCCAACGGUCAGCGUGAUUGUGAUAUUCUACAACGAGCACUGGAGCACGCUACUUCGAACUGUGCACAGCAUUCUGAACCGAUCGCCCCCGCAGCUGCUGAAGGAGAUCAUCAUGGUUAACGAUCACAGUACCAAGAAGUUUCUCUGGAAGCCGCUGGAGAACUACAUCCGCGAGGAGCUUCCGCCGGGCCGGGUGAAACUGAUCCACAUGCCGACGAGAUCCGGACUGAUUUUGGCCCGACUUGCCGGGCUCAGAAGGGCCACCGGAGAUGUGCUGAUCGUGCUGGACUCGCACACCGAGGUUAACACCAAUUGGUUGCCACCGUUGUUAGAACCGAUCGCCAUAAACUACCGAACGUGCGUCUGUCCGACGAUCGACGUCAUUGGCUACGACACCUUUGAAUAUCGGACGCAGGAUGGCGGCAGACGGGGAGCUUUCGAUUGGAAGCUAAACUAUAAACGCAUGGCACUGAGACCUCAAGACAUCGAAGAUCCAACGGAACCCUUCGAAAGCCCCAUCAUGGCUGGCGGACUGUUUGCGAUCAGUGCCAAAUUUUUCUGGGAGCUGGGCGGCUACGACGAGGGUCUGGAUAUCUGGGGUGGAGAGCAGUACGAGUUGAGCUUCAAAAUUUGGCAAUGCGGUGGCCGAAUGGUGGAUGCCCCUUGCUCUCAUGUGGGUCACGUAUUCCGGGGUUAUUCCCCGUUUCCAAAUCCGAGGGGAACGAAUUUCAUCAUCAAAAAUUACAAACGAGUGGCGGAAGUUUGGAUGGAUGAAUAUAAAGAGUACGUAUACGAAAGAAAUCCCCAGUAUCUUAAAACAGAUGCCGGAGACCUAUCCCAGCAGAAAGCUCUCCGCGAGCGACUAAACUGUAAAUCCUUCCGAUGGUUCCUGGAAGAGAUUGCACCAGAUCUGCUGGAAAGGUACCCGGUUCGGGAACCUCCUCCAUUUGCAUCGGGACGGCUGCAGAACUUGGGAUCACCGCAUCUUUGUUUGGACAGCUUGAGUCACAAGGUUAAGGAAUCGGUUGGAGUUUACUUGUGUGCCAAAAACAAAACCAAUCCACAGACAACCCAAUUUUUCACCCUCACGUAUGCCCGGGACAUCCGAUCGGCCUCUAACGAGAAAUGUCUGGAUGCAUCGGACGUCGGAGUCGACGUUAUCUUCUACAAUUGCCACGAGUCCCAGGGCAAUCAGCUGUGGAAGUUCGAAAUGGAUAAGAAAAUAAUACGACACGGAAAAACCGCACGGAACCAGUGCCUGGAUUUGAUCGACAAAAAAGUAACGGUAUCCAAGUGUGAUCCUUCGAAAAAGAGCCAACAGUGGGAAUGGGGCUUUGUCAAUGUGACAAACAUGAACAACUGGAACAGUUAUGGAUUCAAACUGUUGCGUUAGCAUGUUAUU
This is a messenger RNA of Uranotaenia lowii, 2030 nucleotides long. Its product is annotated as N-acetylgalactosaminyltransferase 6-like. The transcript is spliced from 5 exons. Lineage: Eukaryota; Metazoa; Arthropoda; Insecta; Diptera; Culicidae. The record is from RefSeq and is a predicted model, not a curated record. Gene Ontology annotation, cellular component: Golgi apparatus. The coding region runs from base 153 to 2021 and encodes 622 amino acids.